Messenger RNA from Lodderomyces theae, 5916 nucleotides. RefSeq names its product DNA-directed RNA polymerase III core subunit. Gene Ontology annotation, cellular component: RNA polymerase III complex. The transcript has 3 exons. Gene Ontology annotation, biological process: DNA-templated transcription. The coding region runs from base 1 to 5916 and encodes 1971 amino acids. The record is from RefSeq and is a predicted model, not a curated record. Gene Ontology annotation, molecular function: ribonucleoside binding; DNA-directed RNA polymerase activity; DNA binding. NCBI's taxonomy places the organism in Eukaryota, Fungi, Ascomycota, Pichiomycetes, Serinales, Debaryomycetaceae.
AUGGCAAGAAAGGCAAAAAGCGUCGCAGAUGAUGCUUUUAAUGAGCUCUUCAAACCAGAAUACAAGGGGAAACGACUAACUGACGAAAUCAACACGGCGGAGGAUAAGUGGAAUUUAUUGCCUGCAUUUUUGAAGAUUAAAGGAUUAGUUAAACAGCACUUGGACUCUUUUAAUUACUUUGUUGACGUUGACUUGAAAAAGAUCUUAAAUGCAAACUCCCUUGUUUUGUCUGAUGUUGAUCCUGACUUCUACGUGAAGUAUAUAGACAUCAGAGUCGGUCAUAAAUCUACGUCGCCACCAGGUACAAAGGAAGUGAUACUACCACCUCAUGAAUGUAGGUUGAGAGACUUGACCUAUAGUGCUCCAAUAUAUGUCGACGUUGAGUAUACAAGGGGAAGAAAGAUUAUAAGACAUUAUGACUUGGAAAUUGGAAGAAUGCCGAUUAUGUUGAGGUCCAAUAAGUGCAUGCUUGAUGGGAUGGAUGACAAAGCGAUGGCCCAGGUCGAUGAAUGUCCUUUGGACCCAGGAGGAUAUUUUAUAGUCAACGGUACUGAAAAAGUCAUCUUAGUGCAGGAGCAGUUGUCCAAAAACAGAAUAAUUGUUGAGGCCGAUGAAAAAAAGGGAAUAGUUCAAGCUUCAGUGACUUCCUCGACUCAUGAACGUAAAUCGAAAACAUAUGUGAUCACCAAGAACGACAAGGUAUAUCUCAAGCACAAUUCGAUAAGCGAGGACAUCCCCAUCGUGAUAGUUUUGAAGGCAGCAGGUGUUACUUCUGAUUUGGAAAUCUUGCAACUAGUCUGUGGUUCGGACCCAAACUACCAAGAUUUAUUUGUGGUUAACUUUGAGGAAGCUGCUAAACUAGAAGUUUUUACACAGCAACAAGCUUUGCUUUACUUGGGAAAGAGGGUAAAGACUAUCAGGAGAGCUGGUGCGCCAAAGUUAUCCCAAUUGCAGGAAGGUAUUGAGGCCAUUGCCACUACCAUCAUUGCACACUUGACUGUAUCCGACUUGCAGUUCCGAGAAAAGGCCUUAUACAUGGCAAUGAUGGCGAGACGUGUGAUAAUGGCGAUGCAUAAUCCAAAAAUGGUUGAUGAUCGUGACUAUGUUGGUAAUAAAAGAUUGGAACUUGCGGGUCAGCUAAUGUCCUUGCUUUUUGAAGAUUUAUUCAAGAAAUUCAACUCCGACUUUAAAGCAAACAUUGACAAGAUCUUAAAAAAGCCAAGUCGUACUUCAGAAUUUGAUGCACUAUUGUCUAUCAAUAUUCACUCCAAUAACAUCACUAUGGGCCUCAAUAGAGCAAUCUCCACAGGUAAUUGGUCGUUGAAACGUUUCAAGAUGGAAAGAGCUGGUGUCACGCAUGUGUUGUCAAGAUUGUCGUAUAUUUCAGCUUUGGGAAUGAUGACGCGUAUCUCAUCCCAGUUUGAAAAGUCGAGAAAAGUGUCUGGUCCACGUGCUUUGCAGCCUUCUCAAUUUGGAAUGCUUUGUACGGCGGAUACCCCUGAAGGUGAAGCCUGUGGGUUGGUCAAGAAUCUUGCGUUGAUGACCCACAUCACUACCGAUGAUGAAGAAGGACCUAUCAAACAGUUGUGUACCGCACUUGGUUGUGAGUCUAUCUUGGGGUUGGACUCGGCAACUUUACAUGUCGAAGGAAAUUUCGGUAUCUAUCUCAAUGGUACCUUACUAGGUACUACUCGAUUUCCUGUAAAGUUUGUAACAGACUUUCGUCGGUUAAGAAGAGCAGGGAAAGUGUCUGCAUUUGUGAGUAUUUACACCAAUACGCAUCAACAGGCUGUGCACAUUGCCACUGAUGGAGGAAGGAUCUGUCGUCCAUUGAUUAUUGUGGAGAACAACAAAUCCAAAGUGGAAGCCAAACAUUUGAGAAAGUUGUUGAAGGGCGAAUGGGAAUUUGAUGAUUUUUUGAAAGAAGGGUUGGUUGAAUACCUCGAUGUCAAUGAAGAGAAUGAUUCUUUGAUUGCGUUGUACGAAAAGGACGUUGGUGAGAAUCCCAAUGUAACCGUCACUCAUUUGGAAAUAGAGCCAUUCACUGUGCUAGGAGCUGUUGCAGGUUUAAUUCCAUAUCCUCACCACAAUCAAUCACCUAGAAACACGUAUCAAUGUGCGAUGGGUAAGCAAGCUAUAGGAGCUAUUGCUUAUAACCAGUUUAGAAGGAUUGACACUUUGCUUUACUUUAUGGUUUACCCACAACAACCUAUGGUUAAGACUAAAACCAUUGAACUUAUCAAUUAUGACCAACUACCAGCUGGCCAGAAUGCAACUGUUGCGGUUAUGUCUUACUCGGGUUAUGAUAUUGAAGAUGCUUUAGUACUUAACAAGUCAUCUUUGGAUAGAGGGUUUGGAAGAUGUCAAGUUGUGCGCAAGAAUACCGUUCAAUUGAAAAAGUACCCAAACCACACUAAGGAUAUUUUGUCAGGUAUGAGGGUGGAUGAGAAUGAUGAGCCUAUCUUUCCACACCAAGCUUUGGGUCCGGAUGGGUUGGGUGAAGUUGGAAGUAGAAUCGAAAAUGGACAAGUUUAUGCCAAUAAAUGUGUUCCAACCAACUCUGGAGACUCGACCUUGGGACAGCCUCAACAAGUGGAAAGUCAUAGGGAGGCACCGCUUUAUUACAAAGGUCCCGAACCCUCCUACGUUGACCAAGUUAUGAUGUCUGUGAGUGACAAUGAUCAAGCAUUGAUUAAGGUGUUACUUCGACAGACCAGAAGACCUGAGUUGGGUGACAAGUUCUCGUCAAGACACGGACAGAAAGGUGUUUGUGGUAUUAUAGUUCAACAGGAGGAUUUGCCUUUUAAUGACGAUGGUAUCUCCCCUGAUAUCAUCAUGAAUCCGCAUGGUUUCCCAUCUCGUAUGACGGUUGGUAAAAUGAUUGAGUUGAUAUCAGGAAAGGCUGGAGUAUUGAAUGGAUCAUUGGAGUAUGGUACUUGUUUUGGGGGCUCAAAAUUGGAAGACAUGUCAAAGAUUCUUGUUGAAAAGGGAUUUUCCUACUCUGGUAAGGAUAUGUUGUACUCUGGGAUUACAGGGGAGUGUUUGCAAGCCUAUAUUUUCUUUGGUCCAAUUUAUUAUCAAAAGUUGAAGCAUAUGGUGUUGGAUAAAAUGCAUGCGAGAGCAAGAGGUCCAAGAGCUGUGUUGACUAGGCAACCAACAGAAGGUAGAUCAAGAGAUGGUGGUUUGAGGUUGGGUGAAAUGGAGAGAGAUUGUGUUAUUGCAUAUGGUGCUUCUCAAUUACUUUUGGAGAGAUUGAUGAUAUCUUCCGAUGCAUUUGAAGUGGAUGUUUGUAACAAGUGUGGUUUGAUGGGAUACAACUCAUGGUGUACAACAUGUAAAAGCACGGAAAACAUCAUCAAAAUGACGAUCCCAUACGCAGCGAAAUUGUUGUUUCAAGAGUUGCUUUCUAUGAAUAUAGCCCCUAGGUUGAGGUUGGUGGGAUCAUUGCCGUAUGAUGGUGAUCCAGAGUAUCCGUUCAACAGCGUGUUGAACUCGUUGUUUCCGAUUGAUGCCGUGUUUGAACUAAACACAACCUACGAGGGUAAUGUCACCACUCACAAAUUCACGGGCCGAUAUGCAACCUUUAGUACUAUCUUAAGCUCUGAACUCACUGGUCACUACAAGAUUUUGUCAGAAAAUGCCUGCUCAAGAGUAUCGGUAAAUAAAGAUGAUCAGGAUAAGAUCCUUAUUGUUCCCAGGGGUGAUUGCAACUUUGUCACUAAAAUCUCGAACCUCAUUGAAUCAAAGCCCAGAGCUGUUAUCAUUGCCAAUAAUGAACCUUACAGAGGUUUGCUAACAAUGUAUUCAAACACGUUCAACCAGGACGGUGCUUUGAGUAUACCGAUCGUGUUUAUUACUUACGAGGAUAAGGAGCUACUUCGAUCAGUAGAAAAUGAGGACCUCAUUUUGCAAAUGAGUACAGCUUCCAUUGAUAACUGGUUGAGCAUUUUGCUUUCCAUUAUCGUUUCACCUCCGUUGUUGAUCAUAUUGAUAUAUUGUUUGAUACUAUGCGGACAAAGGGUGAGAAGGAGACAAAUUAAUAAACGCAAUGCAGAGUUGGUGAAAAAUUUACGGGUCUAUGUAUACAACUAUGAUCAAUUGAUCUUGGAGGCUGAUUUUGAGAAAAGUCUCGGGUUGGCUGGGCAUGCUACAGUAGCUGAUCCUACUUUAUCCAAGAAUGCUUCGCAGCCAAGAUUACGUGUAUUGCGUUCCCCUGCUGAUUAUUUCAGGGCGUUCAAAUGCUCAAUAUGUUUGGAAAAGUACGAGCCUUUAAGAUCGAGGGUUUUGGUGUUGGAAUGCAAACACAUGUACCAUCAACAAUGUCUCUCCAAGUGGUUGAUUAAUUACAGAAGAAGCUGCCCCUUGUGCAAUAGCACAAUUCUUGAAGACCGCCUUCUCACCGGUUACGAGGCAACCUAUGGUAGUGUGGAUAUGGAGGCUGGAGUCAUUGAGGGUUGUAGCAGGGAAGCGGAGCCACAACGCCCAGUCAAUUUCAGAAGUAUGAGCAGUCAAGGGCUGUUCCAAAGACCGCUUUUGAUUUCAAGACCGCUGGCGAUCUUGAACUGCUACAACAGUGAUUCUAAUGGAGCACAACUAAGCACCAGUAUCGACUCACGGAAAAAAGCAGCCGCCUUGAGAAGCACUGAGACACCAACAGAACAGUCGCCAGCUCCACAAACUCAAGCACCAACGCCGUUGCCACCUCCAAUACAAACUAAUCCGGCUCAGCAAAAGACUUUGAAGAAUUCUGUUCUAUCGCAAACUUUGGCAUACAACCAAGAGCCACUAUUCUACUCGGAACACGCAGGCAGUGAAUUCAGUUCGUUGAAUGACUUUCUUUCUAUUAUUGAUGACCCUGAGUUGGUUAAUGGCGCAUUGAAUGACGAUCCUAAUCAUGCCUUUUGGGGUAAUGCUAUGGCCUUUUCCCCAAAUAAUUUGUUCACUCAGACAUUUCCAGAGGAUAUCACUCAACAACGACCUCAAGAAGAGAACGGUUUGAGACCCCCUCAUGAACUUCAGUCGCAGCAGCAGCAGCAACAACAACAACAACAACAACUGCAACUAUCACAGCAACAGCAACAACAACAACAACAACAACAACAACAACAACAACAACUACAACUGCAACAGCCACAGCAGCAACUAUCACAUCAACUGCUGCAACAGCCACAGCAGCAGCAGCAACAACAACAACAACAACUGCAACUGCAACUGCAACUGUUGGAUGCCCAGCCACGGGAGGCUCAGCCCGUGAUUUCAGACUCAGCUAGGGACAAGUUCUUUCUUACUGCAGCGGAUCCCACCACCGAGAUUUCACCGGAGGAGAGAUUGAAACAGGUUAUCAAAGCAAAAUUGGAAGCUGGUCUAUUACAACCCUAUAACUAUGCUAAAGGAUAUGCGCGGUUGCAGAGGUAUAUGGACAACUACAUGAAUGUCUCGAGUCGCCAAAGAAUACUAAAACCGUUGUCGAUUUUUCGACCGGCAUUUCGUGCCAUUGCGAGAACACUAAAAGACGUUGACUUAGUGCUCGUUGAAGAGAGUUUUGAGCGGAUGUUAUUGGAUUACGAUCGUGUUUUUACGUCGAUGGCGAUACCUGCUUGUUUGUGGAGAAGAACCGGUGAGAUUUAUCGUGGUAACAAAGAGUUUGCUUCUUUGGUGGGUGUUACAACUGAUGAUUUGAAGGAUGGUAAGUUGGCCAUAUAUGAAUUGAUGAGUGAAGAAAGUGCAGUGAAUUUUUGGGAAAAGUACGGUGCAAUUGCUUUCGAUAAAGGUCAGAAGGCGGUCUUGACCAGUUGCAAUUUGAGAACAAAAGAUGGUAUCAAGAGAAAAAGUUGUUGUUUCAGCUUCACCAUCAGGAGAGACAGGUAUAAUAUUCCAAGUUGUAUUGUAGGAAAUUUCAUUCCAAUAGAUCCUUAG